Molecule: messenger RNA, 1356 nt
Organism: Dinoponera quadriceps
Lineage: Eukaryota; Metazoa; Arthropoda; Insecta; Hymenoptera; Formicidae
Gene: Art1
Product: protein arginine N-methyltransferase 1-like
Exons: 2
Coding region: 86-1234 (382 amino acids)
Biological process (GO): peptidyl-arginine methylation
Cellular component (GO): nucleus
Molecular function (GO): protein-arginine N-methyltransferase activity
Source: RefSeq, a predicted model, not a curated record
ACAUUUCGCGUUGAGAAUCGCCCGUUCCCGCGCGCUGCAGCGACGGGCCUGAUGUCUCCGGUCGUCUGCUGUGACGCAGAACAAAAUGGCGACGACGAGUAAUGAAGUGCCGGUAGAAAUGAACCAGAAUCGCGUGUGUGCCACGGAGAAUUCGGAGUCUAAAAUGGAAUCUAUGGACAUAACGGAGCCUACUACCGUAAAUAAGGAUGUCAGCGCCUCAGCCUGCAGGGAAUCCAUAUCGGUCGAUGAUAUGACUUCGAGAGACUACUAUUUUGAUUCUUACGCUCAUUACGGGAUACAUGAAGAAAUGCUGAAAGAUGAAGUACGCACUGUGACCUACCGCAAUUCAAUGUACCAUAACAAACAUCUCUUCAAAGGCAAGACGGUUCUUGAUAUUGGCUGUGGUACUGGGAUACUCUCAAUGUUCGCAGCUAAAGCUGGCGCUGCUAGAGUCAUUGGUAUCGAGUGUUCCAAUAUCGUUGAGUAUGCAGAGAAGAUCGUGGAGGCCAACAACCUAUCCAAUGUCAUAACGAUACUUAAAGGCAAGGUGGAGGAGGUUUCAUUGCCUGAUGGCAUAGAGAAAGUCGAUAUAAUAAUAUCCGAAUGGAUGGGUUAUUGUUUAUUCUACGAAUCCAUGUUGGACACAGUGCUCUUUGCCAGGGACAAAUGGCUCCGCGAAGACGGCAUGCUGUUCCCUGAUAAAGCAACACUAUUUAUAUGUGGAAUCGAAGAUAGGCAAUACAAGGACGAGAAGAUCAAUUGGUGGGACGAUGUGUACGGAUUUGACAUGAGUAGCAUAAGGAAAGUGGCGAUCAGCGAGCCGCUGGUGGACGUCGUGGACCCGAAACAGGUCGUCACGAAUGCAUGCCUAAUUAAAGAAGUCGACCUCUACACCGUGACGAAGGCUGACCUCGAGUUUUCGUCGCCGUUCACCUUGCAAGUGCGUAGAAACGACUACGUACAAGCUCUAGUUACAUUCUUCAACAUCGAAUUCACCAAGUGCCACAAACGCAUUGGCUUCAGCACCGCGCCAGAAGUGCCGUACACACAUUGGAAGCAGACCGUCUUUUACUUCGACGAGUACAUGACGGUGAAGAAGGGCGAGGAGAUUUAUGGCGUGUUCUCGAUGAGGCCGAAUGCCAGGAACUACAGAGAUCUGGACUUCAGUAUCGAAUUGGACUUUAAGGGGGAACUGUGCCAAGUACACGAAACUAAUACUUACCGUAUGCGCUGAUAUUCAGUGGAAUCAACACCGUGUCCUCUUCCUCCUCCCAUUUUUUCAUAGCUCAUGAGAUCAUUUAAUCAAACCAGGAGUCUCGAGAGUCCCUUACUUAUUACGGAAUGAUAAAAAAAAAA